AUGACGGUGUUUGGUGUUGAUCCCGGUUAUCUUUCGACGGCCUUUCCAUCUGUUCCUUUUGGCAAGGCCCUUGAUGAAGCUUGGGAGGCUUUGGUGAGAUUGAUAGUUUCAUUAACCCAACAAAUAUCACAAAGAAGAAGAACAACAACAGCAGCAGCAAACAAAGGUGGUGAAACCUCCACUGAUCACCUGACAUGCUACAUUAACAAUCCGAUAGGGGACGGGACCGGUGUCUUCGGGACAGAUAAGUUUCUCCGUGACACCAUGCUGGCAAUGAUGAUCGCCGGAAGAGAUGGUUUGGCAGUCACACCAUCAUGGUUCUUCUGGUUACUCUCAAAGAACCCAAACGCAAAGGCUAAAUUAGAAGAAGAGGUACUAAAUGUUCAUAAAGCCAAGAAUGAAGUUCUGAUCUCUUAUGUGACUUUCACUCCGGAGGAGCUAAGUUCAAUGGUAUAUCUCCAUGGAGCAGUGUGUGAGACGUUGAGGCUUUACCCAGUGGUGCCGUACGAGGAGAAGGGAGCUUUGGAGGAGGAUGAGUUACCAAGUGGUGAGAAGGUUGCUGCAGUGUCAAAGGUGUUGUUAUCAGUGUAUGCAAUGGGGAGGAUGGAGAGUAUAUGGGGGAAAGAUUGCAUGGAGUUUAGGCCGGAGAGAUGA
This is a messenger RNA of Dioscorea cayenensis subsp. rotundata (Guinea yam), 654 nucleotides long. RefSeq names its product cytochrome P450 86B1-like. The record is from RefSeq and is a predicted model, not a curated record. The transcript is spliced from 2 exons. NCBI's taxonomy places the organism in Eukaryota, Viridiplantae, Streptophyta, Magnoliopsida, Dioscoreales, Dioscoreaceae. The coding region runs from base 1 to 654 and encodes 217 amino acids. Gene Ontology annotation, molecular function: oxidoreductase activity, acting on paired donors, with incorporation or reduction of molecular oxygen; monooxygenase activity; heme binding.